This is a messenger RNA of Polyodon spathula (Mississippi paddlefish), 2846 nucleotides long. Its product is annotated as calnexin-like. Lineage: Eukaryota; Metazoa; Chordata; Actinopteri; Acipenseriformes; Polyodontidae. The transcript has 15 exons. The record is from RefSeq and is a predicted model, not a curated record. Gene Ontology annotation, molecular function: calcium ion binding. The coding region runs from base 91 to 1968 and encodes 625 amino acids. Gene Ontology annotation, cellular component: endoplasmic reticulum; endoplasmic reticulum membrane. Gene Ontology annotation, biological process: protein folding.
CUUAAAACAGAGAGGCGGGAUUUGAAGGAAGACGAUGUGCUACUUUAACUAACGUAAAGCAUUUGCUUUCUUGUGGGUGUGAGAGUGAGAAUGAAGCUGCGGUGGUUGUGGAUGUGUCUGGGGCUGCUAUGCCUGGCUGCGACUGUCCGGUCACAUGAGGAGGAGGAGGAGGAGGACAACAACAACAUUGAUUCUGAGGCCCAGGUCGAGGACUUUGAGGAGAAACUGACAGAGGCCAGUGACCCAGAAGACAACAGCCAGUCAUUCCUGGUGACAUACAAGACUCCGGUGCCAACUGGCGAGGUGAACUUUGCAGAAACAUUUGAUGAUGGUUCCCUAAACGGAUGGAAGCUGUCUAAAACAGUGAAGGAUGACACUGCUGAUGAAAUUGCAAAAUAUGAUGGGAAGUGGGACGUGGAGCCUUUAAAAGAGAACUCCGUACCUGGAGACAAAGGACUAGUGUUGAAAUCCAGAGCCAAGCACCACGCCAUAGCAGCCAUGCUACAGGAGCCAUUCAUCUUUGAAGAGAAACCUUUAGUAGUGCAGUAUGAAGUCAAUUUCCAGGAUGGAAUCGAUUGUGGUGGUGCUUAUAUGAAACUUCUGUCUGCAACAGAUGAUCUAGAUUUGGAAAACUUCUAUGACCGAACUCCUUACACAAUUAUGUUUGGUCCAGACAAGUGUGGUGAAGAUUACAAGCUUCACUUCAUCUUCAGGCACAAGAACCCCCAAAAUGGAGACUACGAGGAGAAGCAGGCCAAGCGCCCUGAUGUUGAUCUGAAAAAAAUCUACUCUGACAAAAAGACCCAUCUUUAUACACUUGUACUGAAUCCAGAUAACAGCUUUGAGAUCUUUGUUGAUCAGACCAGUGUAAGUAAAGGAAACCUCCUGGAAGAUUUUGUCCCUCCUAUAAACCCAGCCAAAGAGAUCGAUGAUCCCAGUGACAGCAAACCCGAGGACUGGGACGAGCAUCCAAAGAUCCCCAACCCAGAGGAAACCAAACCAGACGACUGGGAUGAAGAUGCUCCAGCAAAAAUAGGAGAUCCUAAUGCAGUGAAACCUGAAGGCUGGCUUGAUGAUGAACCAGAGUAUACAUCGGACCCUAAUUCAGAGAAACCUGAAGACUGGGAUGAGGAGAUGGAUGGGGAAUGGGAAGCCCCUCAGGUCCCCAACCCAGCCUGUGAGACGGCCCCGGGUUGUGGAACGUGGAAGCUGCCCUUGAUCGACAACCCCAACUACAAGGGCAAGUGGAAGCCUUCCAUGAUCGACAACCCCAACUAUCAGGGAAUUUGGAAACCAAGGAAAAUCCCAAACCCAGAUUAUUUUGAAGACCAGCAUCCAUUUCGCAUGACUCCCUUUAGUGCAGUGGGCUUAGAGCUGUGGUCCAUGACUUCCGACAUCUACUUUGACAACUUCAUCAUCUGCUCUGUGAAGGAAGUGGCUGACCGCUGGGCAGCUGACACCUGGGGCUUGAAGAAGCUGGCGGCUAGCGCCAAUGAGCCAAGUGUGCUGAAUCAGCUGACAACAGCUGCAGAGGAGCGUCCUUGGCUGUGGAUUGUUUACAUCCUGACUGUCGGAUUACCGCUGGGGCUGGUUGUGUUUUUCUGUUUCCCCAAGAAGACAGAUGAAUUAGCCGCCACCUACAAGAAGACAGAUGCCCAGCAGAAGGAUGUGGAGGAGGAGGAGGAGGAGGAGGAGGAGGAGGAGGAAGAUGAGGAGCAGGAUGAGAAAAUAAGACUGGAAAGAAAGGUCAAGGAGGAACUGGCAGCUUCAGCUAAAGAAGAAGAAGAUGAAGAGGAGGAGGAUGAGGAGAGUGGAGCUGUGGGAGAAGGCAGCCACGAGGAAGAAGAGGACGAAGAAGGCAACCAAACCAACGAGUCUUUGUCCGAAGACGAGAUGAAAGAUGCGGAUGAAGGUACAGGAGAUGGACCAAAAAAAACAGUCCGUAAAAGACGAGUACGGAAGGAAUAAACGUCAUCUUCCAGCAGCUAUUGUUUGUUAAAAGAAACUGAUUAACAAGCGGUGCAUGCACACACUGGCAUGCCCAACAGCAUGCAGGCUAUCCAUCUGAAGGCAAUGGUGACCAACUAGAUUCUAUUCCCAAACCACUCAUGUUACUCCUCAGCCCUACAUCUGACCUCAGACCCCAGCCCCUAAACAGACAUCUUCAGUCUUCCCUUUCAAGAAACAUUUGUCUCCAGAAAACACUGGAAUGAAAAAUAACAAAAGCAUCUUAACAUCCAAUAGCCAACAAGGUGUAUUUUAGAGCUUCAUUAUAACAAUAUUAACAUGUGAUGUGAAUGUGAAUAGAGCCGUUUUAUACAGAAAUGUACAUAAAAAAGGACAUCGUUUGCAGCUAUUAAGUCUGUGAGUUUGUUGAAAGUUAGCAGAACUAAAUGUAAAGAAAGUAAAUAUUAGUGGCCCAGCAUUUUUAGGUUUUAAUUUGUCUGUUGUUUACAAGAGCAGAAAUGCACUGAAAGUCUGUAAUACACUGUUUUGAUUCCACUAAGAGCUUCAUUUGGUUGUUUUUAUUUUUGCAAGAGGAAUAAUAAUUGUAGAAUUUUGCAUAGUAGUUACAGCUGGUUUGCUUUUUGUGAUCCAAAGUUGCAGGAACAAUCAGUUCUUUCUGUGUAUUUGAAUUAAUUUAUGAAAUGGAAGAAUUCACAGAUAGUGGUGUCAUGUAAAAUAUAUCAGCCAGUUGUACUUGGAAGCAGAGCUUCAUACUGCAAUUACAAAAUAGUUUUUUUCCAGGUUUUAGUUUUUAUGUUUAUUGCCAGGUUGGUGCAAUAUCUCUGUUUACAAAUGUUUGCAAAUUGUACAUUGCUCUUGGAAAUAAAUAUUUAAUACAA